Messenger RNA from Fusarium venenatum, 318 nucleotides. NCBI's taxonomy places the organism in Eukaryota, Fungi, Ascomycota, Sordariomycetes, Hypocreales, Nectriaceae. The record is from RefSeq and is a predicted model, not a curated record.
AUGUCUCGCGUUAUCGUUGGCUGGUUUGUUGGUGGAGAAAAGAAUACUGGGAUGAACAAGGGCCAGAUGAGACAAGGGAAAAAAGGAAAAGAGUAUGCUGGGUGGGGUCAAUCCAUGGCUCUUGCUUUCUGCUCUGGACGAAGCAAGGAGACGUGCGAGGGGAAGGCACGACUAGGAUUUGCACCACUAAUAAGCAAGAUUGAUGCACUAAAGACGCAAAAUGCCAGAAGCGAGCCUAGAAAAGACAAGAGCGGAUGGGGCCGUGCUCUUUCCCAACGGCCGCCCUCAACGGCUAUCCCCACAGUACGAGCACAGUAA